This is a messenger RNA of Fusarium falciforme, 672 nucleotides long. RefSeq lists its product as hypothetical. Gene Ontology annotation, biological process: ceramide metabolic process; intracellular sphingolipid homeostasis; negative regulation of ceramide biosynthetic process. Gene Ontology annotation, cellular component: endoplasmic reticulum membrane. The transcript has 3 exons. NCBI's taxonomy places the organism in Eukaryota, Fungi, Ascomycota, Sordariomycetes, Hypocreales, Nectriaceae. The record is from RefSeq and is a predicted model, not a curated record. Bases 1 to 672 code for a protein of 223 amino acids.
AUGCCCGACCGAAACACGGCGGCCGGCGCUCGGAGGAGAAGGUCUAGCAGCAUCCUCCAGGUCUACCAUGAGCCUCCCGAGACUCUCGAGCAGAUUAGCGACCAGGCUUCCCUCCCUAACCUCAACGCCAACUGGACCAACGCCAAAGGUGCCUGGACUAUCCACAUUGUCCUGAUCGCUUGCUGCAAAAUCAUCUACGAUGCUCUCCCUGGCGUCUCCCAAGAGACCUCGUGGACACUGACCAACAUGACCUACAUGUUUGGCUCCUACAUCAUGUUCCACCACGUCCGUGGCGUUCCUUUCGACUUCAACAGCGGCGCCUUUGACAACCUCAAUAUGUGGGAGCAAAUCGACAAUGGCGCCCAGUACACGCCUACCAAAAAAUUCCUUUUGGGCGUCCCCAUUGCCUUGUUCCUCGUCAGCACUCAUUACACACAUUACGACUUGACUUAUUUCAUUAUUAACUUGCUUGCUGUCUUGGGUGUUGUCAUUCCCAAGUUGCCGUUUGUGCGUUCCCGCCGUCUCAACCCUUUUCCAGCCGUCUGCCUGCAUCAAGUCAUCGGAUGCGAUUCGGGCUCUUCUCAGGUGUUCCGGAGGAUUAGGAAACGGAUGAGGAAGCACAAUGACUACUACUACGGACCGAACUUGCUCGACUGGCGUCAGGGGCGUUAG